CUUCUCUGGACUCACCUCUUUGACGUGCUUGCAUCCGCGUUUGAGGAGACAGCAAGUGCUCAUAAAGGCUCAUCAGUCACCAAUGCAGGACUCAGGAGACCCUGUCGCGGGUCCCAGCAACCAUGCAGGCGCUUCGCGAGCCGACGCCACGCUUCUUCGCCAAUUCGUUAUGGAAUACCUUCAACAACAUGGAUUUGACAAGGCUUUGACAAUGUUUCAACAGGGUAUAGCGAAUCAGGAAGAUGAGAAGGAUGCGGACGGAGAAGACGAAGGUGGAGCGACAGCCGGCGGAACCGCAGGGGCGGCAGGAGGUGCCAAUGCAAAUGCAUCAGCUGCGGGAGGAAGAGAAGCCAUCUUUCGAGCGCCUGGACCUAUCCCUAUCGAUUCAACGUUGAAACGGAAUAUCCCUCAGGCUCAAGCUCUCUCUGCCUCGACGCUCUCAGGACGCAUCACUCCUGAAUUCGAGGCUCAAGCGAAAUACAUCAUUGAUUUGAUUCAGAAACGAGCCGAGUUGAAAGAUGGCGAUGGGGAUGGGGCCGAGGACAAAGUACAGGCUGGCGGUGCGAAGGGGGACCCAAUAUUGGAUCCUUCAGACAGAGUGCUAGGGUACAGAAAGUUUAGGAGAUGGGUCGAUGAUGGAUUGGAGCUGUGGAGGCCUGAAUUAGACGCAAUUUCGUUCCCCCUCUUCGCGCAUACUUUUCUCGAUCUCAUGGCCUUUGGCUUCACAGAGGCUGCUCGGAAAUUCUUUGAAGCGAAUAAAUCACAUCAUAUACAAGCCCAUUCGCAGGAGAUCUCAUCCCUUUCAGGCGUCGUGAACAGGUUCCAUUUGACCACCAGCUCGUGCUGUCAGCAGUUAAGAUCACAUCGAUAUACCAUCAUGUUGUCUCGUAACGCAUACGAUCUCCUCUUACAGUGGCUGAGUGGAGGUGGUCUGGACGAAGAAUGGGAGUCUGGUCUGCAUACAAGUGCUGGGAGGGCGAAAGACGCUGUCAAGGCCAUUAUCAAUGACCAUGUCAAAGUCUCUGUCUCCGCAUCCAGUAUUGCCUUGGACGAAGUGGUCAUCGCCUCUACUAAUGGUCUCCUUCCUUCCACUGUCACUCGUUCUGCAUCCCUUGAUACUUUCAACACUCAAGCUCGACUCAAGCUCGGCCCUAUACCUAUGACUGAAAAGCUUAAAGAGCAAGUAUCAAGAACUCUACAGGACGAAGAGGAUGAGGCACGAAAUGAAGGUGUCAAUGGCGAUUCCGAAGCGGAGCCUAACGGCCACUUGAAUGGUGAUGGAGAUGUCGAUAUGGAUCGAGAAGUGGAGAAAGAGCCGGUUGUAAGGGAGGUCAAGCUCGAGCCGGAUCUAGUCGACACGUCGGACCUGGUCAGUCCCGGGGAAAAUGACACGCUACCUCCUGUUCCGCCAGUAUUUCGAAUUUCAGAUCUCAAACGAGAAGUGGAAGCUAUUCGAGAUCGACGGAAAAUGAUUCGACUAGGUCCUGGGGUCGAUGAAUCAGCGAGUGCUAUGACGCCGGCAGUCUUGCCCAGCGUAGUCGCGUUCACGCUGUUCGACAGUGCUCAGACGGCUACAUCUGUAGAAUUUUCUCGAGACUCGAGCCUCAUGGCCGUAGGAUCUCCUGAGAGUUGUAUAAGGCUUUGGAGUCUCAAGGGCGAGAAAUUAAAGGCCAAGUCGAUAGACCCGCUGGAUGGACUCUUGGUCGAAGAUGACGGCCUGCCUAUGCGCAAACUGAUAGGUCACUCUGGACCCGUCUACUCAGUCUCGUUCGACCCAAUUCACGGUUCCUCUGCCCCGCCUCAAUCCCUCUUGUCCUCCUCACAAGAUGGCACAGUCCGCUUGUGGUCUCUCGAUACCUACUCCAACCUAGUCGUCUACCGAGGACACAGUAAAGAUCCCGUGUGGGAUGUCGAAUGGGGUCCGAUGGGAGUUUACUUUGCAACUGCGAGUAGGGAUCGGACGGCCAGAUUGUGGAGCUCGGAUAGGGUCAAUCCACUUCGAAUGUACACUGGGCACCUGUCUGAUGUCAAUUGCGUAAAAUUCCAUCCGAAUUCGUUAUACCUCGCGUCUGGCUCCAAUGACAAUUCUUGUCGGUUAUGGGAUGUUCAGCGAGGAGCUUGUGUUAGACUUUUCCUUGGCCAUACAGAUGCAGUGACUACCAUUGCCAUUUCACCAGAUGGGAGGACAUUGGCUAGUGCGGGCCUCGACAGUAAUAUUUGGCUCUGGGACCUAGGAUCCUCACGACCGAUCAAGAAGAUGUCGGGUCAUCGUGGACCUGUCCAAUCAUUAUCCUUCUCAGCCGAAUCCUCUGUCCUCGUUUCCGGUGGUUUAGACUCCACAGUCAGAUGUUGGGACGUCAAGUCGGCGGGGGGCGACAGGACUAAAAUGGGAUCAAGUGAGGAAAACAGAGUAAUCGAUGCGGGACGAGCGACUGGUGAACUGCCGAUGAGUAGGACAAGUAUCAAGGUCGAGACGGUGGAUUCGACAUCCGACCUGCUCGCUACUUUUCACACGAAACGGACGCCUGUACUCAAGACGCACUACACGCCGAGGAAUCUGUGUAUGGUAGCUGGGACGUUUGUGCCUCCGAGUUCGAGCACGGCUACCGAGCUAGUCAACGGCAAGGCAUAGGUUUAGCAUUCGUCACACACAUGCAUCUUGCUAUCCUGGUGGUGA
Molecule: messenger RNA, 2677 nt
Organism: Kockovaella imperatae
Lineage: Eukaryota; Fungi; Basidiomycota; Tremellomycetes; Tremellales; Cuniculitremaceae
Product: WD40-repeat-containing domain protein
Exons: 9
Coding region: 83-2632 (849 amino acids)
Biological process (GO): transcription initiation at RNA polymerase II promoter
Cellular component (GO): transcription factor TFIID complex
Molecular function (GO): protein binding; RNA polymerase II general transcription initiation factor activity
Source: RefSeq, a predicted model, not a curated record